Messenger RNA from Pieris napi, 2064 nucleotides. It is a transcript of the gene puml, whose product is annotated as (Lyso)-N-acylphosphatidylethanolamine lipase. The transcript is spliced from 9 exons. The record is from RefSeq and is a predicted model, not a curated record. The coding region runs from base 260 to 1456 and encodes 398 amino acids. NCBI's taxonomy places the organism in Eukaryota, Metazoa, Arthropoda, Insecta, Lepidoptera, Pieridae. Gene Ontology annotation, cellular component: lipid droplet.
ACUCAAAAAACAAUCAUUUUUAAAUUGCUUUACUUGCUCUGGCCUCUGAUUAAUACAUAAUUGGAAAUUAUUAACCAAAGUUCAAGUGGAUAAAUCUUGUUUGUUUAAAUUAGGAGGUGUAUGGUUUUUUACAUACCAAUUAACUUUCCUGCUUGUUUUAAGAUAAAGUUUCUCAUUGGAAUGAUUUUUUAAUCAAAAACAAAUGGGUAGUGAAUUAAAUCUUUCAACUACGGAAUCCAGCAAAAAUUGAUCUUUGUCAAUGGGAGCAGACAAUUUUUUAAGCAGAGCAUGGAUUGGAAAUAUUUUUUCCAUAAUUUGGAAUUGGACAGGAGUAUGGUUCAGCUGGACAAGGCAAUCUGACACAAUGCUCAGGAAUAUUGAGAAGACUAUAUUAUCAUGUGUCACAACAGCAUAUAAGCGAUUCUAUGUGGACAUAGGGUCCGUUGUGGGGCAAUGUGACAAGAUAUGGACUAUAUCGUUGAACGAUGAAGCCCCACAGACGCCGCUUGUAAUGCUUCAUGGAAUGGGGGCAGGUGUGGCUUUGUGGUGCCCCAACUUAGACGCUUUGGCUGCCACGAGACCAGUUUACGCCAUCGACUUAUUGGGCUUUGGCCGCAGUUCGCGACCGAAGUUCGCAACAGACGCUGAAAAAGUUGAAGCUCAAUGGGUCGAGUCGGUGGAAGAAUGGAGACGAGAAGUCAAGAUAAAUCACUUUAUCCUACUGGGACAUAGUUUGGGAGGAUACAUUGCUACGGCCUACGCCCUCAAAUAUCCUGAUCGAGUACGUCACCUUAUCUUAGCCGAUCCGUGGGGAUUUCCCGAGAAACCUUCUAAUGUGUACGAGAAGUACCAAGUGCCGUUUUGGGUUCGGACAGUCGCAAAAGUCUUGCAACCUCUCAACCCUCUUUGGGCGGUCAGAGCCGCGGGACCGGCUGGCAAGUGGCUGGUCUCGAAGACUCGGCCGGACAUUUCAAGGAAAUUUAUGAAUUAUGUAGCCGAUGCAGAAACAAUUAUACCCGAAUACUUGUAUCAGUGCAAUUCGCAGACCCCGAGCGGCGAGAGCGCCUUCCACACACUGAUGCACGGUUUCGGAUGGGCAAAGAAUCCGAUGGUGCGUCGCGUGGACAAACUGCAUCCCGCCCUACCCGUCACGGUGCUCUAUGGGUCUCGCUCCUGGGUGGAUAAUACUACGGGGCAACAGCUGGCCCAGCAUCGCCCAGAUUCCGAUACGAACGUCCAGGUGAUCAACGGGGCGGGUCACCACAUAUACCUCGAUAAACCGGAUCUAUUCAAUAAAUACGUUAACGAAGCGUGCGCACGCGCAGAUGCGGACACGACGUUCGCGACGCGAAUCGCAAAAACGGAGUCAUCUAGCGAGAAACGGAGUUCGGGUGACACUCAAUCGGAUUUGGGACCGAAACAAUGCGAUGACACGAACCAAGUGUCUACAUCCUGAUAGAUAAAGAAAUUAGCGAAUUUACUGCAUUGCCUUAUAGGUUAGAGCGACCGAAAACCAGUAUUUAUGCGCGCACAUUAAAUGUCAAUAAUGCUAACUUUUUUCUACUGACGUUAAUAGUAAUUGUGAAAACUGACAAAUAUUUUGAAACGGCUAUUCAGGAAUGUUUAGUCUAAAGCUGUGAUAAUUCUGAUGUUCAAAUCUAUAGACUAAAAAUCGUUUAUCUCUCUCAGAUAAACGAGCAUAUUUAAUCUGUUGUGUACCAUAAAAUAUUAUCUGUUAGGUGAACUGAAACCCCAAUGUUUUUGACACUAUUUUUCAUCCAUCAGAAUUAGCACCCGUCUCUCCAAUUAUGUUAUUAUAUUGUUUAAAAACGUAAAGUAUUAUUUAAUACAUAAAAAGUGUACAUUAUAUUUAUGGGAAUAGGGCUAUAAAAAUUGUAAAAUAAAGGCAUGUGAAUCACAAAUACGUACGCUUAAAAGUAGGAUUUAAGAGGUCCUUUGUAAAACGAUAAAAUUGAAUUAGGCCUUCUUAUAUACAAUUACUAAAUAAUCCCUGUUAUUCCGCUACUAUGUGCAAACCAAACAAAAAUAAUGAUUUACAUUUUC